Molecule: messenger RNA, 1520 nt
Organism: Sphenostylis stenocarpa
Lineage: Eukaryota; Viridiplantae; Streptophyta; Magnoliopsida; Fabales; Fabaceae
Source: the annotation of a GenBank genome assembly
AUGAGACUCUCCCAGACACUGUUCAGAUAUAACUACAACCCUUUGACAUGUCCAAAAAUUAAGGGCACAGUGCAGUUUGUUGGAAAUAGAACCCAUCUUCUAACUAGUUAUAAAACCAUUGUAACUCCUUGGUUCAUAACAAAUGGAUCCAAUCCUCCUCUCACCUCGAACUUUGUACCCUGCAAAGCAAUAUCAUUCCCUACCCCCUCAGCUGAGGGUGAUGCAGAAAUUGUUGACAACCCCACUAAGGAUGAGGUUUCUGAUGGAGUUUCCAAGGGGAAGAGCUUCUGGGGUGCCGUUGGUCUGAUCGUUGGUACUGCUGUGGGCCCUGGAAUGCUGGGUUUGCCUGCUUUGACCAUUAAAUCUGGCCCAUUUCCUUCAACAAUCGUAAUUCUUGCCUCUUGGCUCUAUGUCAUUUCCUCAAUCAUGAUUGUUGCUGAACUUUGCUUUGAUUCCAUGGAGGAAGAUGGGGUUGAAGAGGUGAGCUUCACAAGCCUUGCAACGAAGACAUUAGGAAGUGGUUUUGGUGCAUUUGUUGCUUUGGUUUACUCCAGCUUGUCUUUUUCCUUGUUGGUGGCCUGCGUUGCUGGUAUUGGAUCCAUUUUCUCUCCAUGGUUUUCAGGGGUUAAUGUUUUGCUAGUUCAUGCCUUGUUUCCUAUUCUUGUUGGAACAUUGAUUGCCUUUUUCCCAUUUAAGACCAUUGAUGUUGCGAACCGGCUAUUGUGCUUCCUUAUGCUUUUCUCUAUAACUGGACUUGUUGCUAUUGGCAUUUCUGUGGCAAGAGCUAACAUAAUAAGCUCAUUUGCUUUAGCCUCUUGGAAACUUUCAUCAAUACUUCCUAUUAUACCAGUGGCUGUACUCACAUUGGGGUUUCAUGUCAUCACUCCUUUUAUAUGCAAGGUUGCUGGGAAUACUCUACAUGAGGCUAGGAAAGCAAUACUCAUUGGUGGGGCAGUUCCUUUAGUCAUGGUUUUGUCAUGGAAUUUGAUUGUGUUGGGGCUUGUGGGGACUAAUAGCACACCAGCCACUUCUGGUGACCCCAUAUCCCUUUUGCUUUCUGUGAAUCCAUCUGCUUUAUCAGCAGUUCAAGGCUUUGCCUUCUCUGCUCUGGCAACUAGCUUGAUAGGAUAUGCUGUAAGCUUGCCCAAACAGCUUCUUGACACUUUGGAGGUGGUAUCUCGAAGGGCCACAGCUUCGAACGAGCAUAAUAGUAGUGGAAGUGUUGGAUUUGCCUUUUACUCAGGAGGGUCUUGUGUUGGUAAUUCAGGGAAGGUUAGCUUCAAAGGUUCAAGAAAUGAGACUAUGGUUGGAUCUAAAGUGAGAUCAAAUGAGCAAACAUCUAAUACAAUUAAAGUCCUUGUGACACUCUCCCUCCUUGGUUUCUCAGUGCUGAUAGCUUCAUUUUUUCGCUCUACAUUUUCAAGAGCCCUUGAUUUUGCUGGGGUCUAUGCCAAUUGCUUUCUGUUUGGCAUCAUUCCUCCUGUGAUGGCUUACAUCCAACAAUCCAAGAAGAAAAUCAG